AUGCGUUUCUCAGUCUUUCUUCCAGCCAUUGCUGCCCUUAGCUCUGCCGUUGCUGCUCAGCGUAGCUGCGGAUCUAUCCCUCACAAAGCCUUCAGCAAUGAGCUGAAGGAGGCCAUGGAAAAUUCCCGCACCUCUAGCUUCAGCAAUGUUACCUCCAACGUUACCAUCAACACCUACUUCCAUGUCAUCACUGAUGGCAACACUGGCAAGAUUAGUGAUGAAACUUUGCAGAAGCAAAUCGCUGUCUUGAAUUCUGACUACAAAGCAUCUGGAUUCAGCUUCAAACUCGUGGCAUCCGACUCAGUCGACAACCCUACCUGGGCCGCUGGCGAGGAUGAUAUGGGCAUGAAGAGUGCCCUCCGAAAGGGUGGCUACGAUACCCUCAAUGUCUACUUUGUCCCCAUGCUUAGGGAGGGCCUCCUUGGUUUCUGCUACUUCCCUAUGAAAAACCCGUCUGAGGGGCAAAAGAUCAAGGAUGGAUGCGUCAUCAACUCCAAUUCUGUCCCAGGAGGCUCAGCGCAGAACUACAAUGAGGGCAAGACCACCACCCACGAAGUUGGCCAUUUCAUGGGUCUCUACCAUGUCUUCAACGAGCAGGAAGGAAACUGCCAGCAGGACGGUGACAUGAUUGAGGAUACUCCUGUCCAGGGUUCCGCCUCCAGCGGAUGCCCUACAGGGAAGGACUCCUGCCCGCAGCAAGGUGUCGACUCCAUCCAUAACUACAUGGACUACAGCUACGACUCAUGCUUGACUGAGUUCAGUCCUGGUCAGAUAAAGCGAAUGCAGAUGCUAUGGCAGUUCCGUGCUGGAAGUGGCAGCGGGUCCGUAACACGGCCUCGACCAAAGCCUCCAGUUCUCAUGGACUACGAGCACCGCUUGUAA
Nannizzia gypsea CBS 118893 is the source of this 882-nucleotide messenger RNA. Its product is annotated as metalloprotease 1. Bases 1 to 882 code for a protein of 293 amino acids. The record is from RefSeq and is a predicted model, not a curated record. NCBI's taxonomy places the organism in Eukaryota, Fungi, Ascomycota, Eurotiomycetes, Onygenales, Arthrodermataceae. Gene Ontology annotation, molecular function: metallopeptidase activity. The transcript has 5 exons.